AUGUCGUCGAUAUACGUAUUAGAGCCACCAACGAAGGGCAAGGUGGUGCUGCAAACAACCCAUGGGCCGCUCGACGUGGAGCUCUGGCCCAAAGAGGCCCCAAAGGCCGUCAGGAACUUCAUUCAGCUCUGCCUUGAAGGCUACUACGACAACACCAUAUUCCACCGCAUUAUCAAAGGCUUUCUUGUUCAGGGCGGCGACCCCACCGGCACAGGCACAGGUGGUGAAAGUAUUUAUGGUGGUGUUUUUGCUGAUGAGUUUCAUUCGCGUUUGAGAUUCAAGCAUCGGGGUUUAGUUGCUUGUGCAAAUUCUGGUUCACCCAAUUCUAAUGGGAGCCAGUUUUUUAUGAACUUGGACCGCUCUGAUUGGCUUGACAAGAAGCAUACUAUAUUUGGGAAGGUGACUGGGGAUUCAAUAUAUAAUCUUGUGAGGUUGGGUGAUAUUGAAACUGACAAGGAGGAUCGACCCUUGGACCCACCACCAAGGAUACUAUCAGUAGAGGUGUUAUGGAACCCCUUUGAUGAUAUUGUUCCAAGAGUACGUGCAAAGCCAUCGACGGAAUCCACCAAUGACGCUGACAACAAAGACACAAAGAAGAAAGCUGUAAAAAAGCUGAACUUGCUUUCGUUUGGAGAAGAAGCUGAAGAAGAGGAGAAAGAAUUGGCAGCUGUAAAGACAAAAAUCAAGAGCAGUCAUGAUGUAUUGGAUGAUCCUCGUCUUCUGAAGGACGAAGUUCCAAUUAACGACGUGAACUCUGAUGCCAAAACAAGGCAUGUACAGUUAUCUGUCAGGGAAGCUCUAAGCUCAAAGAAAGACGAGCCCGGGAAAGACUCAGAAUCCAAAUUUUAUAAUACCCUCAAUUAUAGUGAUGAUGACGAUGAUGAGGCCAACUUUGAUGCACGAAUGCGUCAGCAAAUACUCAGGAAACGAAAGGAUUUGGGAGAUCUCCCACCAAAGCCAAAGAUGCAAAAUGGGAGCUCUAGCCCAAAUCAGCGUGAAACACCUGCAUCAAGGUCCAUUGUUGAAAGCAUUAAUGAUGAUCAACAAAAGGUUGAAAAACUAUCGUUGAAGAAAAAAGGGAUAGGAUCAGAGGCAAGAGCUGAACGCAUGGCAAAUGCUGAUGCAGACUUACAGUUGUUGGGUGAAGCUGAAAGAGGAAGACAAUUACAGAAACAGAAGAAGCGUAGAAAUCAAGGACGAGAAGAUGAUGUUCUGGCAAAACUUGAGAAGUUUAAGAAGGGUAUAUUUGAAAGUCGCACAGCCUCAGGUAGUGAAUCUGGAGGUGGCAAAGAUGAAGAUGCAUCUGAUUGGAAAGCUGUUCGGUUAAAAUUUGCUCCUGAGAGUGGGAAGGAUCGCAUGUCUCGCAAUGAGGACCCAAAUGACUACGUUGUGCAUGACCCUCUUUUGGAGAAGGGGAAAGAGAAGUUCAACCGGAUGCAAGCCAAGCAAAAGCGACGAGAGCGAGAAUGGGCUGGCAAAUCCCUUACUUGA
Molecule: messenger RNA, 1491 nt
Organism: Prunus armeniaca (apricot)
Lineage: Eukaryota; Viridiplantae; Streptophyta; Magnoliopsida; Rosales; Rosaceae
Source: the annotation of a GenBank genome assembly